UGCAGGAAGUUUGUCUCUUGCGAGGCACCAUCCUCGAUACCCUUUCCCCUUUCCCUAUCUCAUAGCGAGUUUUUCCCCUUUAACUUUGAAUGUUUUUACGUUUUAAAUUUAGGGCUUUUGCUUCAUAAUCGUCUUAGUCUUCUAAGUUGUACUCCGUGUGUAAGUGGCACGAUGUUCACCUCCACCGGUUCGUGGGGAUUGUAUAAAGCACCCCUGUCCAAGAGCUUACUACUGGUUCCUACGGCCCUAACUGUGCUACUGACUGUGGUUCUGCAUCAGUACCAGGACAUAUUCAUAUACAACCUCCAAGCUGUCAGGCAGGGCAAGCAGCUCUGGAGGCUGGUGAGUGGACGGCUUAUCUGCCUGGACCUAAAAGAUGCUUUCUGCAGCAGUUUGCUUAUCUACAAUUUCCGUGUAUUUGAGAGGAGGUUUGGGAGCCAAAAGUUUGCUUCCUUCCUCUUCGGAACCUGGAUUCUCUCUACGUUUGUGGACUUCCUGCUGACAGAGGCUCUUCGCUUCCUGUUUGAACUUCAGGUGGAUGUGCUUCCAGCCGGACUGCUUGGCCCAGUCUUUGCCUUCUUUGUGCCUUUCUAUAGCUCUAUCCCCCGUGUUGAGGUCACUCAGCUGCUUGGCCACAUCACGAUAACAAACAAGUCCCUGACAUACAUCGUGGGUGCACAGCUUCUUACCUCAGGUGCCUUCAUGUGGGUUGUUGCCUGUAGUGGACUGAUUGCAGGCUUGUUGUAUUACAAUAAUAAGUUGGCCCAGAGGUUCUUGCGAGUCCCAGGAUGGUUGGCCAAAUGUGGAACGGUGCUUCUAGAGCCUGUCUUCUCAGAAUCUGAGCCCACAGCAGAGGCCCCGGUGGGGAUGGGAGCAACGCUGGACAUCCAGAGACAACAAAGGAUGGAUAUGUUUGACCAGCAACUCCUCCUGUCUCAGUUUUCCCACCUCAGGAGAAACGCCCAGCAGCCUCAGCAGACCGGUCUCCUGAACUGGAACAGAUUCUUCCCCUCUCUAAGGCACAGAGGACAGAACCGCCACCAUGGGGGUCCACAUCCACAACAGCCCCCCUAUACACAUCCACUGGAUAACACUCCUGCGGCUGAGGAGCAGGUUGCAAGAUUGAUGGAGAUGGGUUUCUCAAGGAUGGAUGCCCAAGAAGCUCUAAGAGCAUCCAAUAAUGACAUUAACAUGGCAACAAACGUCUUGCUUCAGCACUAAGACAAAAUAAAAUGAGGACCAGGAGAUUGAAGGAGAAUAAGACAAGAUAUCAACUUCUUUAAGAUGUACUUCGCCAAGAACAAAACAUUGGAACAGAACUGCUAAAGAACAGAACAUGGGUACCAAGACUACACCUCUGUGGAAGAACUUGAGAGCACUCGUAUUGGACCUCUCAGGAGCUGCUGAUGUCAGUUCCUUUCUGUUUGCUCAUGGACUGGGCAGUGUAGAGUUCUUGCAGUGAUUCUUGGAGUUUACGUGAGUUUCAGAAAUUGCAACCCUCUGGUCCAUAGGACAGAGCGAACACGGUGGAGGAUAAUGCAUUCAUGUCUUAGGGCUUGUGUCAUCUGUCUUCGUCCUUGAACCCAUAUGCUGAAAUAAUUAAUAAACAUUUAAUAUAUUGAUCAUUUAUGGAGACAUCCACAGGGUGUGUGCUAUAAAUAAACUGAAUAUAAGUUUUAUGGAAUCAUUUUUUGAAAUAAUUUUGAAUUCUGUCAUCAGUUCUAUGGAACACAAAAGAAAAUGUCUAGCAGUCCUGGCUGCUCCUGGAUGAAGGUAGACAGGUACCAGUUGUUGUCAAGCUAUAGAAAGGACAAAAAAAUCACCAUUAAAUAAAAAGAUAAUCUUCUCCUCCGCCAUAGCUUUCAAGCUUUAUUUGCUAUAUUCAUUUAAUUUAAAACUCAGCUCAAGGCAAGUUGUGCCAGGUUUGACAUCAGUAAUGUCAAACAUUGUGGGGAUGUACAUGUCUUGUAACCGGUUGCGACUGAGUGUGUAUUAUAUCAGAGCUACAGCUGUGGGCAAGAUUUUCUGUGAAUAACUAAUUAAGUGUUUUUUUUACUCAAACAAAAUUAUCAUUUGAAUUCAGAAGACUUGGAAUAUAGCUUGUGGACUGUUUUAUGGUGCUUUUGUUUGUAAUUUUUGGAGUCUGACAACCCAAAGUUACACUAAAGCCCAAAGUAUACUUCCGUUUGUAUGCCAAUAUUUAGUGUCUUCGUACAGUCUAACACUCGCCUUUCAAAAUAUACUUAAUUUGACUGUGCCCACAUACACAGGCAGUUGGCGCAUACACACUACGACUGCUAUGGGAUACUGGACUGUUUCUCUUCAGGAGUUUAGACCCAUAAAUAUGUCUUUAUAUUCUUUUAGACUCAAGUUGCAGGUAUUUCUUGAUCUCCUCACACAUGCUCUUGACAUGCACAUCCACAGUUGUUGUUUCCCCAUUUGGGCCGCAUUCGUUCAGUGCUUGAGCACUCUGCUAAUGACGGAAUUUACUUUACACAGGCACAUAGCGUUUAGCAUCUGACCAAAGUAUACUUUGGGCUUUACAAAUCACUGUCUACUUUUGUUGUGUAUACAAUAGCAGCCAGGAAAUUUAGCAAUAUACAGUAUUUCACAAAAGUGAGUACACCCCCUCACAUUUUUGUAAAUAUUUGAUUAUAUUUGUUUACAGCUUGUAUAACAGUGUAAAUUUGCUGUCCCCUCAAAAUAACUCAAUACACAGCCAUUAAUGUCUAAACCUCUGCCAACAAAAGUGAGUACACCCCUAAGUGAAAAAAUGUGAGGGGUGUACUCACUUUUGUGAGAUACUGUACUUAUAUAAGGGUUUGAAACAGCAUGCAGGUGAGUAUAUGACCGAAUUUUCAUUUUUGGGUGAAUUUUCAUUUUACCAUAGUUGUAUGGAAGUGUAUUACAAGUACACUUGGACUAAGUGUCUUGAAAAACCUCUGACACUGACAGACAAUUUAGUCCAAUAUUUAGGAUUUAUCAUAGUUUGGGAAACUACCACAAAAUAUGAAUCAGAAAUCAUAAGAUAAUGUUCUCUCAAAUCCUCUGACUUUCUUAAUUUAAGUGAUAACACAAAUUGUCUAAUUUAAUUGUUAUUUUGUGGAGUUGGUGUGAAAAGCCUGAAUAGGUACCAUAAUUUGUAUACUGGUAUGUUAAAAAGGAAAUAAGUGGGACUGUCAGUCAUUUAAUUAACCCUAGUUGUCCAGAUGGAAAUGUUUGUUUAUAUGAUGCUUGGAAACCUUUUCUCCACUGUGAAAAUGGAUAAUAUUCAGAGCAUCUCCUAAGUGUGUAUUUGACAGUGUGAAAAGGCUUUUAACAGCAUGAAUUUUCUCUGUGGUGUAGAAAGAUACAGUAAAAUGAUGUUGUUUUAAUAUUACUUAUUAAAGGGUUAUCCAACUGUUGAUGACCAUAACUGGCAUUAAAAUAAGCUAUUUGAAAAACAUAGACAUUUAAACUAUGUUACAUUAUUCUAAAGAGUUAAAUUUGUUUUAUAUCAAGACUUAAUUCCUGUGAAUGGCCUCUUUUUUUAUUAUGCUAAAAAGAUUUUGUGUCUAAUCCAGAGGUAUUCAAAGUCUGAAACUCAAAAUAGGUUUAGCUAUACUUUUAAGAUUAAUUGAAAUGAAAUUAAAAUGUUUUGACUGGCAGAAAGGUUCCACUUGCCCAACCAAAGGGAAAUCACUCCUGCCACACUGUAUUAUUCUCUGUGGAUUAUGUAUUGUAGUAAACACGUAUUGUGGUCAAAUAGAAGUACUAAGAUUGCUUUGGAGUCACUGAAUGCUUUGAGAUGGUCUUUUAAUAAUGGAUAAUUUUACAAAUGCAAUUAGUCAGUCCUACAGGUCCAGAUAAAGUCUUAGAUUAAAGAGCUUUUGGAUUGAACAGUCUAAACAGCCUUUUUAAACUAACUCAGUCUAUUUAUAUGUCUGUAAACCAUGAGACUAAACUCACUUAGUCAACCCGAUGUUGAAGUCUAUGGUUACGGUAAGCUCACCGUAUUAUUUUACCAGACCUUAAAAAGUAGAAAACUGUGUGCAAUGGCUCUUUAACAUGCAUAUUUACUUCCAUUAAAAUCUACCUCAUAAAUCUACUGUACUAAACAAUCAUCAAAUAGCCAUGUCACUAAAAUGUUAAUUUUGCGUGAAACAUCCUUCAUGGAUCAAUAUGUCCAAACUCAGCAGUAAAUGUAAUUAAACAUUGAUGCCAUGAUUAAAAUCU
Xyrauchen texanus (razorback sucker) is the source of this 4215-nucleotide messenger RNA. It is a transcript of the gene ubac2, whose product is annotated as UBA domain containing 2. The transcript is spliced from 9 exons. Lineage: Eukaryota; Metazoa; Chordata; Actinopteri; Cypriniformes; Catostomidae. The coding region runs from base 172 to 1221 and encodes 349 amino acids. Gene Ontology annotation, molecular function: protein binding; serine-type endopeptidase activity. The record is from RefSeq and is a predicted model, not a curated record.